GUUACUUCCGGGGCGUUACCGAGAAGCUGUAACGGAAGUGACGUAGCCGUGUGCCAGUCGGGUGAUGGAGCCGCAGCAGCAGCAGCAACAGCAGCAGCAGCUGAGAAACUUACGGGACUUCCUGUUGGUCUACAAUCGGAUGACGGAACUCUGCUUCCAGCGCUGCGUGCCCAGCCUGCACUACCGAGCUCUGGAUGCCGAGGAGGAGGCAUGUCUGCACAGCUGUGCUGGGAAGCUGAUCCAUUCCAACCACCGCCUCAUGGCCGCUUACGUGCAGCUUAUGCCUGCCCUGGUACAGCGCCGCAUCGCAGACUACGAGGCUGCCUCAGCUGUGCCAGGUGUUGCUGCUGAACAGCCCGGAACCUCGCCAUCAGGCAGUUAGCCAUCCCCAACCCCAGGAAGGAAGGCGCUGUAUGGACCCUCAAAUUGAAGGAGCCAGUAGACCUUGGGCUGGGCGCAGCCUGUAUAGGGAGAGUUGCUUGAGAGCUGGGUACCAUUGCUCCUUUUCCUGGAGCCAAUAAACCCGCUUUUACUCUGUUUUGUUUAUAUUCUGGGCAGAGAAGCUUUGUCCACUUUCUUGGGACCAUCCUUUGCUCUGUCACUUAGUGCAUAUCUGCUGGCUUGAGCCGUGGCAGCUGGGAAAUUGCCUUCUAUGUGUAGAAGGAAAACUUCAGCAUUCCCAGGCAGCUGGUUAAAGCAGGGUCUCUGGGUAUAGUUUUAAGCUUGAUAAUAGCAAUAACAAGUUGGUUUCUGGCCAGAUGACAGAGAAACAGGAGCUUUGUCUAGUUAUACUUAACUUAAAUCUGUCUGACUUAAAUGACCCACUUGUGAGCCAGGUAUGCGUUUCUUCAUAACUACAUUUUCAUAGACUAUGUCUUACAAGAAAGAAUUCUGCCAGAUUUAGGAGAAAGAGGUAAUAUCUAAGGACAACAGGUGAAGAAACCACAGGGCUCUCAGGCACUACCUUCUGGGAAGUCAGUAGCCCCAGAAGAGAGGUGAAACCUAUAAGAAUUCUGGGGUGUUCUAGAACUUCAACCAUUUCUUCAAGUUGUUACCUUCUUACUAUUUUCUGUCUUCCCUGGAUGAGCAGUAAAACCUUUAAACAAAGGUCUGUGUGCUUGUCUUCAGGGGCAGUCAGAAAGGGGAAAACUUGGGGGGCUGUAUUCUGCAAUACAGUCAGACUUGAGGGAGAGAAACCCAAGGGAGAAGUGAUGGUGAUUAUGGGGAAAAAAGGGUAAAGAGAAAUCUUCGGGACCUCUUUAAUGUUACUUCAAUGUCUCACUGCUUGUCUGUAAUCUCCUAAUUCCAGCUCUCCUACCCUCUACCCCACAUUGUUCCCACUGUACCAAUUCUGUGGUGUCUAAUUCCAGCUUCUCUUUCUUUCCUCACUAUUGGUCCCCUUGUGGAAUUAACUUCUGUAUUCAGCAGUCUGAAUGGCACUCCAUCACCGCAUUUUCUUGUCCCCCUUGUGUCCUCUUUGUGUCAUUUCAGCUGUGUUAUUUUUUCUACUUCUCCAUUCAAACUGUUAGAGAAAAACACAGCUGUCUAAUGAAUGCCUCUAAAUAUUCAAGGUCCCCAACUUCAACCAAGCCCUCGCUACCAACAAGCAAAUCUGUAUGGGUUCCUGGUCCACUCCCUCCUAAUCCCCUGGCAGUUAUUUCACACCUUCACUGAUCUCCUUAAUCUUCCACUUCACCCUCAACUAGCCCCCAUCAGGUGACCAGGUUUCAUUUUUUACAGAGGAAGUGAAGGCUCUUAGACAUUAGUUCCCAGAAUAACAAAAAGCUCCGUACAACCACCUGCAAAGCAGAUCUUCUCUCCCUUGUACAGAUCAGAAAGUUGAAAUUCUCUAGUAGCAGACCCUGUAUUAAAAUGCAGAUCUGACUUUAAAAUCCAUCUUCUUUUUACUAUACCAGGCUGCCUCUCAAAAUAAUACCUGUUGAACACCCACUUUUUUAGGUUCUGAUGUUGGUAUAUGUCAUGCUUUAUCUUAGUUCAUCUUUAUAUUAAAACUACAAGUAAGAGUAUUAUCCCCACUUAACAGAUAAGGAAGCAAGAAUCCAGAAUGUAUCAGAAGCUCAUCUUCAACACAGUUACCCAUUGAGAAAAGUGGCUCCAGUCAGCGUUUUGCCUCUUUAGCUGCUACCUCUUGAAGAGAAAAGUUUGUUAGGAACAUAAAAGUUGUGGACCAGGAACUUCCCUAUUGAGUGUCUUCUUGUCUACGCAAUAAAAUUCUGUCCUUGGAAAGUAUAAAUGCAAGUAAAACUUCUUGUGAACUUCCCACUUCCCACUUCCCAGAGAUGGGAGUGAGACCCUGGGAUGUUGUGCUGCUGGUGGGAGGGUUCUUCCACAUUAACAUUUGUGUGUAUCCUUGCAAUAAACUUCCAUUGUGAAUUUA
Molecule: messenger RNA, 2398 nt
Organism: Equus quagga
Lineage: Eukaryota; Metazoa; Chordata; Mammalia; Perissodactyla; Equidae
Gene: TIMM10B
Product: translocase of inner mitochondrial membrane 10B
Exons: 3
Coding region: 65-382 (105 amino acids)
Cellular component (GO): mitochondrial intermembrane space chaperone complex
Source: RefSeq, a predicted model, not a curated record